Messenger RNA from Arabis nemorensis, 219 nucleotides. The record is from the annotation of a GenBank genome assembly. Lineage: Eukaryota; Viridiplantae; Streptophyta; Magnoliopsida; Brassicales; Brassicaceae.
AUGAGAGCCACGAACCAAGAUCUCGACCUCUCCAUCCACCACAAAACCUACACUCGGCGGAGAAUAUUGGCUCCAAACGCGACAAAAUCUAGGGGCAAAGAGGAAGAACAACAAAAAGGUACUUACAAACCAAAGCAAAAGAGGCACGGUGCCAGAGACAAGCUCCGGACACCGGCCGAAGCAACAAACCCGAAAGAAGCGGCGCUGAGUUUUGUCUGA